Adineta ricciae is the source of this 936-nucleotide messenger RNA. The record is from the annotation of a GenBank genome assembly. Lineage: Eukaryota; Metazoa; Rotifera; Eurotatoria; Adinetida; Adinetidae.
AUGGUUAGUCGCAAGCUCAAAUUCUUAAUACCGCGAGAUCGCGGCGAAUUAGUGCCAAUAUUUCUGACAUUAUUUCUGAUAAGUGUGUAUGUGAUAUUCGAAUUAAGUGUGAUAUUACCAACAGUUUAUCAUAAUAUCUUCACUUAUAAAGAAAUUCUUCAUCUUCUAUUCGGUUUCUAUGCUAUCUUCAAUGUGAUGGGAAAUCUCUAUUUAUCAAUGAUAAUUGAUACGUCUGUCGAUACAAUUAUUUGUCCAGUUAUGUUACCAGCUGCUACGAUACAAGCGACUACAGCAGACAACAAGUCGCAAGAUCUUAUUUAUUAUCACUGUAACUGGCAUUAUUGUCAUCAAUGUGAAGUUAACGUUCCGCCACGAUCGAAACAUUGCUUUUUAUGUAAACGAUGUAUUUUAAAACAUGAGCAUCAUUGUAGUUUCAUCGGACGAUGUAUCGGGUUGCGAAAUAUUCGAUACUAUGUAUGCUUUUUAGUUUGGACUUGGAUCGGCCUAUUCUAUUGCAAUAUUCUGCAUAUGGAUUACACAUAUGAACUCGUUGGAACAUUUUCAUGGCGUGUUAUCAUUGGUUGUUUGUUUCCACUUGGAGCAUGGUUAUUCAGUCUUCUCGAUCAUUUUUCUCUCUUGCUGUCAUUUCUUUGUUCGACUUCAAUUAUGUUAAGUCUCUACAUAUCGACGCUAAUCGUUCAACAGUUCUUUCUGAUUGUCAAAAGUCAAACCUGGCACGAAUAUCAACACAAUAUACACUUGUAUGACACUGGUCGAAGUUUACCAACCAAUUUAGAAGUUGUUCUUGGUAAACGAUGGCAGCUGGUCUUAUUCUCUCCAUUGAUAUCAUCGUCACCUAUCGGCGAUGGAAUGACAUUCGAUAUGAGAACGAUGGAAACAAAUGAUUCACAGCGGAUUGGUACAAAACGCAUCUAA